Messenger RNA from Venustampulla echinocandica, 1785 nucleotides. Its product is annotated as Bicyclomycin resistance protein. NCBI's taxonomy places the organism in Eukaryota, Fungi, Ascomycota, Leotiomycetes, Helotiales, Pleuroascaceae. Gene Ontology annotation, molecular function: transmembrane transporter activity. The transcript is spliced from 3 exons. The record is from RefSeq and is a predicted model, not a curated record. Bases 1 to 1785 code for a protein of 594 amino acids. Gene Ontology annotation, biological process: transmembrane transport.
AUGGGCACCGUCUCAAACAGUCCAUCGGUACCGCCUAACAUCGAAGGCCAAUCUGGCUCUGUUGCCCAGACGCCACCAACACUCUCGAGCUCAAGCCUAAACCAUCGUUCCUCCGACUUGGAGAAGGAGGCGCUGGCAGUGUUCGAAGGUCAUGAUGCGGAUAUACCCUCAAACGAAGGUUUUGUGUUAAAUGAACGCGGAGAAUUGAAAAGACAAGAAUCGAUACGGUCGCAUCGCAAGCCAUUGAGCAGCCCAGAUAAAAGUAACGGCGUGGAUAUUCCGGGUCCUCAUACCCCCCGUCGUGACGCCAAGGAAGACAUAGAAGGGAGUGCGGCGACGGUAUCAACAGAAGAUGAGGAUUCUAAUGUGGUCUGGUGGGAUGGACCUAACGAUCCCCACAACCCCAUGAAUUUCAGCUCGUGGAUAAAGACGCUGAAUAUCACAUUGGUUUCUGCCGUAUGUUUUGUAACGCCUCUCGCGUCUUCCAUGUUUGCGCCAGGAGUUCCACUGUUGAUGCGUGAAUUUGGAAGCACAAAUGCAGAGCUGGCUGGCUUCGUGGUGUCGGUCUACAUUCUCGGUUUUGCUCUUGGCCCGCUGGUUCUGGCACCAUUGAGCGAGAUAUACGGACGGCUUCCGAUAUAUCAUGUUUGCAAUGUUGGAUUCGUUGCUUUUACCGUUGCAUGUGCACUAGCAACCAAUCUAAAUAUGCUUGUUGGGUUUCGAUUUAUGGCGGGCAUAUUUGGGAGUGGCCCGUUGACAAACGGUGGAGGAACUAUUGCCGAUCUAAUCCAGCAAAAAGACCGAGGAAGAGCAAUGUCAGCAUGGGUCAUGGGCCCAAUGAUAGGACCUAUCAUUGGUCCUAUAGCAGGUGGCUAUCUCAGCGAAGCCAAGGGCUGGCGCUGGGUCUUCUGGAUCCUCACUAUAGUCUCGGGAACCUGCUUCAUCCUCAGCAUAGUAUUUAUGCGAGAAACCUAUGCUCCCGUAAUUCUAGCUAGAAAAGCCGCACGGCUCCGCAAAGAAACAGGAAACCAAGCAUUUCGCUCGAAGCUAGAUGCGGGACUCUCCCCCAGGGAUUUCUUCAUGAGAUCCAUCAUCCGCCCCGCAAAAAUGCUCGUCCGCUCCCCAGUGGUGCUUAUGGCGAGUCUUUUCGUCGGCCUCGUAUAUGGAUAUCUCUACCUACUAUUCACAACCUUCACCCUUGUCUUUCAGCGAAACUACGGCUUCUCUUCCGGGUCCGUCGGGUUGUCAUUCCUCGGAAUUGGGGUCGGUUCUUUUAUUGGUCUCAUAUUUUUUGCCUGGUCCUCAGACCGGACCCUCAAAAAGCGUACGGCAGCAGCAGAUACAAUUGCUUUGGCUGAAGGCAAAGAGUCUGGAGGGAUGAAACCCGAAUACAGACUCGACAUGAUGGUACCAACCUAUGCCCUCAUUCCCGUCGGCUUAUUUCUCUACGGCUGGACCGCUAGAUAUCACGUCCACUGGAUUGUGCCCAUUAUGUCAACGGCGCUUAUUGGCAUCGGCAACCUCUCUGUCUUCAUGUGCAUCACCACGUACCUUGUGGAUGCGUUUACCAUAUAUGCCGCUAGCGCGCUAGCGGCUAAUACUGUCAUCCGAAGUCUGAUGGGCGCAGUUCUGCCGCUUGCGGGUGAGAAAAUGUAUCUUACACUUGGCUUGGGAUGGGGAAAUAGUCUUCUGGCUUUUGUGGCAAUUGCAUUCCUCCCCAUACCUUGGGUGCUGGGUCGAUGGGGCGAGGUGAUUAGGACGAGAUUUGAGAUGAAGAAUUUGUAA